CUCGCUUGUCUGUAGCAGGUAGUAGACGCCAGCCACACACCACCAUGGCCGAUCGAGCAGCGACGUCUCGUCCCGCAUCGAUCGGCGUCAAGCAGUUGGCGGAGGUGGUGGUGGUGCGGCACGGCGAGACUUCAUGGAACGCCUCUCAUAUUAUCCAGGGGCAAAUGGAUCCGGAGCUCAACGAGAUCGGCAGAAGCCAAGCUCGAGUGGUCGCGCGUCGGCUGUCGAGGGAAGCCAAGCCAGCCGCCGUGUACUCCUCCGAUCUCAGGCGCGCCUCCGAGACCGCUCAGAUCAUAGCCACAGCCUGCGGCGUAUCCAAUCUGGUGUUUGAUCCGGCGCUGAGGGAGAGGCACAUGGGAGAUCUCCACGGCCUGGUAUUCGACGACGCCGUCAGAAGGAACCCUGAGAUCUUCUCUUGGAAUGGAAGGAACCAAGAAAUCCCCGGUGGUGGGGAGAGCCUUGAUCAGCUGUCGCAGCGGUGUGUCUCGUACCUGAACACUGUCGCUGAGAAACACAAGGGGGAGCGUGUGAUCGUGGUCACCCAUGGCGCGAGCACUGAGGAGCUCUGCUUGCACGCCGACCCAACAAGCCCGGUGCGCGGGAAGCUUUUCAACACUUCGAUCUGCCUGUUCCGUAUCGGCGGCGGCGAAUGGAUCCUUGAGAAGGCCGGCGACGUCGCCCAUCUCGGCCAAGGCGGGUUUCUGGAGGACGCGUUCGGCGGCGAUGGCGCGUCUGCCUGACCGCGAUGUGCUGCUGCUGGCGUUUCCAUUUCGCAGAUGCAUUCGCCAGUUCACAGCUUUACACGAAGCUGAUUAGACCGGCCAAUAUUAUUGCGUUGUUGUUUUGGAAUUGCACAGGUUUACACGAAAUUUCUUUGGGUCGCUG
Messenger RNA from Lolium rigidum, 885 nucleotides. Its product is annotated as phosphoglycerate mutase-like protein 4. The transcript has 5 exons. Gene Ontology annotation, molecular function: phosphatase activity. NCBI's taxonomy places the organism in Eukaryota, Viridiplantae, Streptophyta, Magnoliopsida, Poales, Poaceae. Gene Ontology annotation, cellular component: cytoplasm; cytosol. The coding region runs from base 45 to 740 and encodes 231 amino acids. The record is from RefSeq and is a predicted model, not a curated record.